Molecule: messenger RNA, 111 nt
Organism: Caenorhabditis briggsae
Lineage: Eukaryota; Metazoa; Nematoda; Chromadorea; Rhabditida; Rhabditidae
Exons: 1
Coding region: 1-111 (36 amino acids)
Source: RefSeq, a predicted model, not a curated record
AUGUUUCUGAUCAUUUUCGUUUUUCGAUUCCUCUUUCUCUUUCUCUUACUAUUCGAACAUCUGCUCCACUGCUCUCUAUGUCUGCUCUGUUCAUUGAUCCGAAAGCUAUAA